This is a messenger RNA of Pyrus x bretschneideri (Chinese white pear), 1596 nucleotides long. RefSeq lists its product as uncharacterized. The transcript is spliced from 6 exons. The coding region runs from base 21 to 1055 and encodes 344 amino acids. NCBI's taxonomy places the organism in Eukaryota, Viridiplantae, Streptophyta, Magnoliopsida, Rosales, Rosaceae. The record is from RefSeq and is a predicted model, not a curated record. Gene Ontology annotation, cellular component: chloroplast thylakoid membrane; chloroplast envelope.
UGAGGUGAAGGGACUUGCUCAUGGCUUUUGCUUCUGCGACUUGCUUUUCCUCCCUACUUCAACUGAAACUGCUUCCCCGCGGCCUUGCCGCCAACAGUCCCCUAUCGGUAUUUCCUUCUUCUUAUAAUAGUCGUCGUUUCAGACCUCUCAGUCCGACACUCAAAGCAAGCAGACCCUUUUCCGGCGUUGUAUCGGCUGCGGCGAAGGGUAAUUCGCAUUCGAAUUCAAAUUCCGUUGGAAUCAAAACCAGUAAAGCAGCAGCGGAAGAAGAGGAAGUAGUGGAAGAGGUGGAAGAGGAUUUACCGUGGAUUCAGGAGAAGGCCUUGGACGUGGUAGAGUUCACGGGCUCCGUCACACAGGCGAUUCCUGGACCCAGAGUGGGCACCAGCUCUCUCCCUUGGAUUCUGGCUCUCCCUCUCACCUAUGCCGGUCUCACUUUCGUCAUUGCCCUUGUCAAGACCGUCAAAAAGUUUUCUUCCCCUCGACAUAAACGCAAGAAACUGGUGAAUAAAAAUGCUAUGCUAUGCAAAUCAAUAGACGAAUUGUUUCAGAGUGGUGCAGAUCAAGUCAAACCCGAUGCCUUGCACCAGCUUGUGCAGAAGACUGGUUUUAGCAUGGAGGAAAUUUUGCGAAAGUACAUUCGGUAUACUUUGAAUGAAAAACAAUUCAACCCAGCCGUGGUUUCCAACUUAAUUCAGCUCAGAAGAGCUUCCAUGUUCGAUGAUUCUCAAGUUGCUGAAAUUCUGAAUGAAAUUUCAAGAAGAUUUGUACGAGACAAGGGCCCAGUUGUAAUGGACGUUUCAGGCUACACUGAAAGAGGUUUCAAGAGAAAAUUAGCUGUUCAAUCCCUUUUUGGAAAGGUUUUCUAUCUGUCAGAGCUUCCAGAGUUCUGUUCGAGGGAUAGCUCCUUAAUUGUCAAAGAAAUAUUUGGCGUUACAGAUGAAGAUGCGGAUAAGUUACGGAUACAUAUGCAUUCUGAAGCAGGGGAUAUAGAUUCGUUAGAAAAGAUGGUUGAUGGUUCAGAUUCAGAUGAUUCUGGUCACGGCUCUACUUAAUUCACAUGCACCGUAUCCACGUCGUUUGGCACGGAAAAGAAAAGUUGUGAAGGAGGAGGACGGAGCCACAAGGCGUGCCUUAUAAACGUAAAUCUCUUUGGUUUCAUGAGCAUGUCGAAUUUAAAAUCCAAAUUUUGUCACAGAGUUAUGUUUGAACUUCACUUUUAAAUACGAUACUAUUGGAUUUAUGUACUUGGAAAUUACUUAUAUAUGUGGGGACGGAGUAAUAUAAGGUGGCGAUGUACAAGUUGCUUGGGCACACCGUCUGUUGUGUUGUUCCAUGACCAGGACAGUUGUUGCCUUUUUCACAUUAUAAUUUUGAGACUAGACGGCAUAAUCGACCUGCAGUCCAACUUCGUCCAGUACCGUAAUCUCUACCAUCCAUAAUGGCUGAUAGGAGUCCAUCUGUGAAAGACAAAGAAAAUGCCUUGCAAUACCAGUGAAGCCGAACGUUAAGGCUUCGAUGGUGGAUAUAUCUCUUACCUGCAAUGUAUCAAACAAGUUUGAAGGUCAUUUGGGUUAAAUGAACUUUCACUUUCUA